CACGCCCCAAUCGCAUAUACCGCGCGUCUAUUGGUGGACGAAUUCAUCCCGAGCUCUGAUUGGUCCGUUUCCAUAGGUUUCCCUCAGAACUGCAAGACGCCGAUAUUGCAUUACAUUGGAGCAAAAUGGCGGCUGUCAUUCAGAAUCCACUAAAAGCGUUGGGCGACCAGUUUUACAAGGACGCCAUUGAGCAGUGCCGCAGCUACAAUGCCCGCCUGUGCGCCGAACGCAGCGUGCGCCUGCCAUUUCUGGACUCCCAAACCGGCGUGGCCCAGAACAACUGCUACAUCUGGAUGGAACGACAUCACCGCAGCCCGGGGGUUGCGGCCGGGCAGAUGUACACGUAUCCGGCCCGUUGCUGGCGAAAGAAGAGACGCCUGCACACCACCACCGACCCCAGCCUGAGCAUCUUUGGUCUCAAGCUCGACAACGGCCUCAUGUCCAAGGACACGUUGCCCACCCAGGGCACCACGCUAGAAGCUCUGCUACGAGGUGAAGGUCUCGACAAAAGGAACUCCAGGAAUGAUGAGGAGAGUUUGCUGGAGAUCCAGAGAGUUCUGGAGGCAGACGCGGCAGAAGAUGCUUUCAAUGACGACGAUUAUGAGGUGGACACUCCCAAGAGGAGACACCGGGGCAAAGGAAGGGGUCGGGGCUCAGGCCGCAGGAAGGCAGACCUGGAUGACGACAAGCCAUAUGUUUGUGACAACAGAUACAAACAAAGGAAUAAUUCCAAAUCAUCAACUUCAGUCUAUGCGAAGCGCUAUAGGAGCCGUACGGGACUAAGCUACCACUAUACCAAUUCCCACCUGGCGGAGGAGGACCGAGCCGGGGACAGGAGCACUGUGCCAUGUAGGUCUCCUCUGCAACCUACUGACAGACACAAACGUCCAAAGGCUCCCAUCGCGACCAGGAUUCCCAACAGAUACUGUGAGAAAUGUCAGAAUGCCAACAAGAAGCUCCUGAAAUCUGGCCCCCCCUGCACAACUUGCCAAUGCACAAGAACCCUCGGCACAGGAGAAACAGACCGAAUAAACAAGGAUUUAAGGACUCUUCCUGAAUUUGGGCCUAAAUGUACGUGGCGGGGAGCAAAAAAAAGUUCAGCGUCCGCCAGACUCGCAGGCCGUGUGACUUCCGUCAAGCUCCCGUGACCAUGCGAGGAACUGAUUUUGUUUUUGUUGAGGGCGGGCAGGGGGAUGUUGGAUCAGCGCCAGCUUCAUCGAGGACUAGAGGAAGACUAGCAAGAAGGCCUUUGGGCUUGUCGGGGCCCGAGCUAAGCAGCGCCGCCCCCUCCCCCACUUCCUGCCCGCUUGCGCCGUGUGAAUGCAAGUGAUCCGAUGUGACACCAAGACGUCCUUAUCCUCAUCACUGUGCCAGCCUGCCGCUCUGCACUGCAAACCAGCUAUGACAGCCAUAACCCCCACCGCCCUUUUCCACCUGAUUGGACCAGUGACCCCCCCCCCACCCCUCAGCCAUAGUCGGUGCUUAACUCCACCACAAGUACACGCAGACCUCUGAACCUUUCCGCUCGUCGCCCGACUUGAAUAGUCGCACCUCGUCACUCCGCUUGUAGGGUGCUCGGUAUAUUUUUUUCUUUUCCAGAUUUUUGGAUAAGCGGACAGACGCCCCUGGCCGCCAAACUACUCAGGCAUCCUUCAUUACCGCUCUGCUCUUGAUUGUUGGGCCUCUCUCUUCGCAGCCCAGAAUCACGUGAUUGUAUUGAGCUGCCGCAGAGGGACAAAAACGCCACACAAGGGUCCCGUGACGAAUGAGUGCGCACGAGCAGGGACGCUGCUGAAACGCUGCAAUAAUUCAGUGUGUGUGUUUGUGUGUGUGUGUGCGUGCGUGCGCACGUGUGCUUGGAAAGAAGGCCGAGUCGUUUGAUCUUUAACAUUUGACAUUGAAGGUAUCAAUUAGGGAUGGGCAUUUGACUUCAUUCCUUCGACUGGAAAUAUUUUAUCGUGGUGAAAAGCAUCCGUUAUUUAAAAAAAAAAAAAAAAAUUUCACAUGAUUCAGUUUUCAAAAAAACUUUCAAUUUGUAACAUGACUUUCUCUUGUAAUGCAACUUUUUCAUAAUUUUCCCUUUUUCUUGGAAUAAACUGGUUUAAAAAAAAUGACGCUAUUCUCACAAUGUUAACUUUUUAAAUCUUUAUUCUCAUAACCAGUCUUUUAAAUUGGACUUUUUUUUCCUCUAAUUUCAAUUUAUUACAUUCAUCCCCCCCAAAAUUCAUUCUUGCAUCCUUUUUUGACCUAUUGGAAUGUCUUGUUUAUAUAAUCUGAGGUUUUCUCUCCCCCUCCGAAAACUUGUUUUUAUAAUGUGAGUGAUAAUAUCACCACUUAUUUCUCCAAGCCACCAUCUUUGAAAGUUGUAACUUCAAACAAAAUUUCUAUUCUCUUAAGUUACUGUUCUGGGACAAAAUGUUACAAAUCCUCCUUUAAAAUAUAAAUAUGAAAUUAUCACACCCCUCUAGUUCAUUCUUAUGUCAACUUUUGUCUUGGAAAGUAAGGCUAAAAUAAGAUUCUUUUUUUUUUCCACAUCAUGGCUACAUUUUCUAUUCCAAGUGCUGGUUUUGACUCCAUUUUAGUUUUUUUUUUCUGCUGCUAAUAUGCACUCCUUUAUAGUUCAUUAAUAUUGACUUUAUGCUCUUAUUACAAAUUUCAGACCUUCAUCGUAGUCACUUUUUUGCCCUGCGAUCAGAUGGUGAGCAAUUCAUGGUGUACCCCGCCUCCUGCCCGAAGAUAGCUGGGAUGGCCUUCACAACCCUUGUGAGGAUAAGUGGCUCAGAUAAUGCAUUGAUAUAAUUUUUCCCCAUCAUUGAAGUAUUUCACAUUUUUUAGGCCACGUACUGAAUAAUAAUUAGAAUUAGUGCACUUAAUUGCUUCAAGACUAAAUUCAGUCAACUCAGGACAAUUCAAUGGAUUAAGGAUCAAUUUAGAUCUUAAUCUUAAAUUACAUAUUAUACAAUGUAAUUCACAUUUUUUCCUCAAGACUUUCUAAAAAAAAUUAACUUAUUGGAGCAUAACUUUUGUUCACUUCCAUCCAUUAUCCAAGCCACUUAUCCUCACAAGGGUCACAGGAGAGUUGGAGCCUAUCCCAGCUGGGUUUGGGUGAAUGACAGACUGCUCACCAGUCAGUCGCAGGACAGAUAUUGACACCGUCACUGAGCGGGAAUCGAUCCCACACUGCACGCACCAAAGUCAGGCAUGUGUACCACUACACCAUCAACGACUCUUCUACUGUUCACUUGUUUUUUCUUAUUUGAUGAAAAACGCAUUUUCAUGAAUGAACUAAACUCCUUAAGUCAUAAUGUUUUUUUUUUAAAUUAAAAUUCUGAACUUUAUUUUGGUGAUUCAUUUACAUACAUUUCCUCAUACUCCCCCCCCCCCAAAAAAAAUAACAUGCUUCAUUCUUUUCAAUACAUUACUACUUUUUGAUCUUUUGACAGCAAAAGCAGUUGAGUUUAAAUCUCGUUUUCACUUGAAAUUCUAAAUCCGAUGCCCAGUCCUAAUGUACUUCAUCUGCGUUGGGCUUCUCUCCAUCUCCCCGUGUGUUUAUUCAGCGCAGCAUGCAAAUAGCCACCGUGCAGGUGGCGAAAGUCCUCAUCAACUCCUGAAUGCAGAAGUAAUCCUUACCUCGACCAAGACACAGCAAUACCCCCCCCUCCCUGCCCCCCAAGUGUGAUGGGAAUUUGUGUUUGGAGUGGAGCCAACAGGAGAUGAAACUGACACGACACAAGGUGGCCGUUUCAUAUUCUGCUGUAAAUACAUG
This is a messenger RNA of Syngnathoides biaculeatus (alligator pipefish), 3766 nucleotides long. RefSeq names its product zinc finger protein DPF3-like. The transcript is spliced from 10 exons. Gene Ontology annotation, cellular component: nucleus. Lineage: Eukaryota; Metazoa; Chordata; Actinopteri; Syngnathiformes; Syngnathidae. The record is from RefSeq and is a predicted model, not a curated record. The coding region runs from base 126 to 1148 and encodes 340 amino acids.